Molecule: messenger RNA, 789 nt
Organism: Fusarium vanettenii 77-13-4
Lineage: Eukaryota; Fungi; Ascomycota; Sordariomycetes; Hypocreales; Nectriaceae
Exons: 1
Coding region: 1-789 (262 amino acids)
Source: RefSeq, a predicted model, not a curated record
AUGGUUUCUAUCCAGCCCAACAUGCAGAUGCAGGAUGACCUCGCUGCCCUCUUUUCCCGAAACCUCACCUUCAACCCAGAGCCUAUUCCCGCCCCGGCGCCCAUCCCUCAAGAGCACCACCCAGAACCUGCCAAGCCCAUCGUCUACUCAUCUGUUCACUACACCCACUCUGCCCAUAUCGCGAGGCCCCAAGUAGCCCCUCAAGAGCAGCCUCGACCUUCCUCAGAACCUCCCCAGACCGAGGGCCCCAGUGUCGAGACUAUCCUGCAAUACCAUGGCGUGAACCCAAAGACACUUACACCCUCUCAAAUCCAGCUGUUCAAGGUCGCCGAACCUGCACAGCAGGAGAGACUCAUUGAACUUUGGAACAUCUGCCCUCCUAACAACGGAGGGGAUAUUCCCGCUCUGGCAUGGAGCAGCACCAGCGUCGAGCAUGAGGAGCAACUCGCUCGCCUGCGAUAUGACAACUUGACUGGGCGGAACCAGCCAGUCAUGAGCUUGGACGGCACUCCAGUUCAAGCAGGUGACGGUAGGUGGGUUCAACAGCCGGAGGAGGACAUGGAACCCUACAUGGCCUCGGGCUAUGAGGAACUUAUGCGACGAGAGCGCGAGCGACAAGCCAUGGACAGCCAGCCUAGGAGCACUUAUGAGUCUUACACCCACGCUACGGACCCUGUCUACAUGGGCCCCGACUUUGCCCGUCAACAGCAGAUGAUGGAGAUGGCGACCCAGUAUGGCGCCUAUCAAGGUUUCCGAGCGCAGGAGGCGGACUCAAUGGAUGUUAUGUAA